UAUCGCUCAACGACAUCUGUCUUAACCUUUCUCAUGCUGUGAGUUGACAAUGGCUAGACAGUCUCAAAUUCAAAUCUUCUUCGUUUCUUUGGCCGAGUCUGCGAUCUCGUUUUACUUCCUCCCACGGGUCUUCCCGACCACAACUCUUGCCGGCACAUUCCUUAUAUUCUUGUUAAUUAAUUGGAGUUUUUAUUUCGUCUACCUCCUUAUCAUCUACCCCUUUUUCCUCAGUCCCUUCCGACAUCUUCCUAAGCCCGGAGGCAGUUACGGGCCGAUCAUCGCUCAUGGCCCCAUUAUGUUCAGCCAGCCUCCAGGCUCUGCAUUCCUACGGAUGAUGAAGGAGGUGCCAAACGACGGUAUCAUCCACUACCGAAGCUUCUUCCACGAGGAUCGCCUCCUCUUGACGGAACCCGCCCAAAUCGGCGAUGUUCUUGUGCACAAAAGCUACGAUUUCGAGAAAUCUCCAUGGAUUCGAACUUUUCUAAGGCAAUUUCUCGGUGAUGGGCUGCUCAUGACAGAAGGAGACGAGCACAAACACCAGAGGAAGCAGAUCAUGCCAGCCUUCAGCUUCCGCCACAUCAAGGAGCUCUAUCCCGUAUUCUGGUCGAAGUCAGUGGAGCUGUGCGGCGCUAUCAAAGCAGAGUUGUUGGAGAAGAAGGAUGGAGUCAUUGAAUUGAAUCACUUCUCCACCCAGGUGACCAUGGAUAUCAUCGGUUUGGCGGGUCUUGGACGCGACAUUGGGUCGCUUAGAAAUGCUGAUGACGAGCUGAUCAAGAAUUAUGAGGAAAUACUGGAGCCAACGGCAGAAAAGGGAAUUUACUUUGUGUUGCAUCUGAUGUUCCCCCUACGAUUGAUUAAGAUGUUGCCGUGGAAGCUGAAUGAGCGUGUGAAGAUUACUACCAAAAGUCUCAAGCGAAUUUGCCGGGAGUUUGUGCAGGAAAAGAAAGCUAGAAUGAAGAUGCAAAGCGAAGAACAGAUUGACAUCCUGUCCAUUCUUCUCAGAUCCAACGCCUUCUCCGAUGAUGGCUUGGUUGAUCAGCUAUUGACUUUCCUCGCAGCAGGGCAUGAAACAACAUCCUCGGCCUUUACCUGGGCUUCUCAUCUUUUGGCCCUUAACCCAGAUGUGCAGAAGCGGCUCCGUGCUGAGAUCCACGAAAACAUCGCAUUACCCAGAGACAUAUCCAGCGAAAAGAUCGAUAUUGCGGGAUUGCUGGAGUCGCUCCCUUAUCUCAACGCUGUCUGCAACGAAACCCUCCGCCUUUACCCUACCAUCCCCGUCUCAUCUCGUGUGGCAACCCGCGACACCUCUAUCUGCGGACAGUAUGUCCCUGCCGGUACCUUGUCUUUUAUUGUACCAUGGGCAAUCAACCGCAACCCCCGCCUAUGGGGCGAGGACGCUGAGAAAUUCAGACCAGAGAGGUGGAUUGAUCCAGGGACGGGUCGAGCGAAUUAUAUCGGGAGCGCGGACAGUAAUUAUUCGUUCCUGACCUUCUUACAUGGACCGCGAAGCUGCAUCGGUGAGAAGUUCGCGAGGGCGGAGCUGAGAGCUUUGGUUGCUGUGUUUUGUGGUAGUUUUGAAAUGCAGAUGGCAGACCCUAACAAAAUGGUCAAGCCAGGUGGUACGAUUACGAGCAAGCCGAUUGGAGGAAUGUGGCUGAGGCUACAUCCCGUUGCAUGGUGAGCCUCUGGUGUUGAGGGCAGAAGGAAUUCCUAAGUCCUUCGAAGCCUGAGCACUGUCUAGGAUCCUACCUUGUCGCAAAUUGUUUAUGGAUUUAUGGAUAUGUAUACAGUUGCUGCGAUAUCUAUGCCUUAAAUG
This is a messenger RNA of Lindgomyces ingoldianus, 1816 nucleotides long. Its product is annotated as cytochrome P450. NCBI's taxonomy places the organism in Eukaryota, Fungi, Ascomycota, Dothideomycetes, Pleosporales, Lindgomycetaceae. The record is from RefSeq and is a predicted model, not a curated record. The transcript is spliced from 2 exons. Bases 50 to 1681 code for a protein of 543 amino acids. Gene Ontology annotation, molecular function: oxidoreductase activity, acting on paired donors, with incorporation or reduction of molecular oxygen; monooxygenase activity; heme binding.